Messenger RNA from Staurois parvus, 3225 nucleotides. Lineage: Eukaryota; Metazoa; Chordata; Amphibia; Anura; Ranidae. The record is from the annotation of a GenBank genome assembly.
GGACUGAUUAAAGCCUGUUUUAUUUCUCUCUGAAAACCUGUCUGAAUGCCAUCUCAAAAUUCUGUUCAAGGGCACAGGACGUUGUAUGUGGGAGUCCGUAUGCCACUGGGGCGGCAGAGUCACAGACAUCAUCGGACCCAUGGGGGGAAGCACAGGAAACGAGAUCGGAUGAAGGGUGUCAUUCAAGAAGAAGGCCACGAUGAAUCCCUAGCUCAUGACACCCCAUCCCAGAGAGUGCAGUUCAUCCUUGGAACGGAGGAGGACGAGGAACAUGUGCCACAUGAGCUGUUUACGGAGCUGGACGAAAUCUGUGUUAAAGAAGGAGAGGAUGCUGAGUGGAAGGAGACGGCAAGGUGGCUAAAGUUUGAAGAAGAUGUAGAAGAUGGAGGUGAGCGCUGGAGUAAACCGUAUGUAGCCACCCUUUCUCUGCACAGCCUGUUUGAACUGAGAAGCUGCAUCAUCAAUGGAACAGUUCAGCUAGAUAUGCGUGCAAACACCAUCGAGGAAAUUGCAGACUUGAUCUUGGACCAUCAGGAUUCUGCAGGUGAGUUAGGAGAUAAUAUGCGAGUCAAGGUGAAGGAAGCACUGUUGAAGAAACAUCACCAUCAAAUAGAGAAGAAACGCAACAAUCUUAUUCCUAUGGUGCGCUCCUUUGCAGAGGUUGGAAAGAAGCAGUCAGAGCCUCAUUUACUAGACAAAAAUAGUCUAUCGGUGUCUCCGCAGCCUACUCCCUCUACAUUAGAAGUAAAAAAUGGAGGAAGCCACGACAACAGCAGUGCUGUUGAUCUCAGCAAGGUGGAUCUUCACUUCAUGAAAAAAAUUCCCAUCGGAGCAGAAGCCUCUAAUGUCCUUGUUGGAGAAUUGGAUUUUCUAGAACGACCCAUUGUAGCAUUUGUUCGCCUGUCUCCAGCAGUUCUUCUCACUGGACUGACAGAGGUCCCAAUACCAACUAGGUUCUUAUUUAUCUUGUUGGGACCAGUAGGAAAAGCACAACAAUACCACGAGAUUGGCAGAUCCAUGGCUACUAUAAUGACGGAUGAGAUUUUUCAUGAUGUUGCUUACAAAGCAAAAGACCGGGCAGACUUGCUAGCUGGAAUUGAUGAGUUCCUGGAUCAAGUGACAGUACUUCCACCUGGAGAAUGGGACCCAUCCAUCAGAAUUGAGCCACCAAAAAAUGUUCCUUCUCAGGAGAAAAGGAAGAUGCCUGGAGUCCCCAAUGGAAAUGUUUGUCAUGUAGAUCCUGAACCAGAGCCAGAACACAGUGGACCAGAGCUGCAGCGCACAGGGAGGCUAUUUGGUGGUCUGGUGGUAGACAUCAAGCGGAAAGCUCCUUGGUACUGGAGUGACUACAGGGAUGCUCUGAGCUUGCAGUGUGUGGCUUCUUUCCUCUUCCUGUACUGUGCUUGCAUGUCUCCGGUCAUCACAUUUGGGGGUUUGCUUGGAGAAGCUACAGAAGGUCGAAUAAGUGCAAUAGAAUCCCUGUUUGGUGCUUCUAUGACAGGAAUUGCUUACUCGCUGUUUGCUGGACAACCGCUGACUAUCCUGGGCAGUACAGGACCAGUGCUGGUGUUUGAGAAGAUUCUCUUCAAGUUCUGCAAAGACCAUGAGCUGUCAUAUCUCUCUUUGAGAGCUUGUAUCGGUCUGUGGACAUCUUUUCUCUGCAUCGUUCUGGUUGCCACAGAUGCCAGCGCAUUGGUCUGCUACAUCACACGUUUCACAGAGGAAGCCUUUGCCUCACUGAUCUGCAUCAUUUUUAUUUAUGAAGCCAUAGAAAAGCUGAUUCAUUUGGGAGAAACAUAUCCUGUUCACAUGCACAGCCAGCUGGACAAGCUAACCCUAUAUUAUUGUAAAUGUGCAGCUCCUGAAGUACCAUCCAACAAGACUUUGCUGUUCUGGAGGACAAACAACAUAACUUUUACUGAAGAUGACUGGGCCAACCUCACCGUUAGUGAAUGCCAGCGGAUGCAUGGAGAAUUUGUAGGCCCAGCCUGUGGACACCAUGGGCCAUAUACUCCAGAUGUUCUCUUUUGGUCCUGCAUUCUGUUUUUUACUACAUUCGCUUUAUCUAGUACACUGAAGACUUUUAAAACAAGUCGGUACUUUCCAACCAAGGUCCGCUCAAUGAUCAGUGAUUUUGCUGUAUUUCUCACUAUUUUGACAAUGGUAAUCAUCGACUAUCUAAUUGGCGUGCCCUCGCCAAAACUUCAAGUUCCAAAUGAAUUUAAGCCAACCAGAGAUGACAGAGGAUGGUUUGUGAACCCAAUUGGACCGAAUCCCUGGUGGACCGUUUUCCCUACAGUCAUCCCGGCCCUCCUUUGCACCAUUCUCAUAUUUAUGGACCAGCAGAUUACAGCUGUUAUUAUCAACAGAAAAGAGCACAAACUUAAGAAAGGAUGUGGUUACCAUCUAGACCUGCUGAUGGUGGGGCUGAUGCUGGGAAUCUGCUCUGUCAUGGGGCUGCCAUGGUUUGUUGCUGCUACUGUGCUGUCUAUCACCCAUGUAAAUAGUCUUAAACUGGAGUCAGAGUGUUCAGCUCCAGGAGAGCAGCCCAAGUUCCUUGGAAUCAGGGAGCAGAGAGUAACAGGACUGAUGAUCUUUGUGCUUAUGGGAUGCUCUGUCUUUAUGACAGCAGUGCUAAAGUUCAUUCCAAUGCCGGUAUUGUAUGGAGUGUUUCUCUAUAUGGGAGUGUCUUCACUGAGAGGAAUUCAGUUCUUUGACCGGCUUCUUCUCUUCGCUAUGCCAGCUAAACACCAGCCAGAUUUUAUCUACCUGCGGCAUGUGCCUCUGCGAAAGGUCCAUCUUUUCACCAUCAUACAGCUGACUUGCCUGGUUUUACUUUGGGUUAUUAAGGCGUCUCCAGCUGCUAUUGUUUUCCCAAUGAUGGUCCUCGCACUUGUGUUUGUUCGAAAAGUAAUGGAUUUCUGUUUCACAAGUCGGGAGCUUAGCUGGCUUGAUGACCUGAUGCCAGAAAGCAAAAAGAAGAAGCUGGAUGAUGCUAAAAACAAGGCUAAAGAACUAGAGGAGGCAGAGAAGAUGCUGCAAGCAGGUGAAGACAAAGGCGUGCAACUUCCUUUAGAGACCAGAAAAUUACUGGGCAGCCCUGGGAGAAACAAUAAUUCCCGAUGUGAUCCCUCUGACAUAAAUAUCUCUGAUGAAAUGCCUAAAACUACUGUGUGGAAAGCUCUCAGUAUGAACAAGAGUUCAAAAGCAGAGGAAAGAAGGUAA